UGAGCGCAGAUGUCCAAUCAGCGUCUAGGUCCCGCCCCUCGAGCGUGAAUUUAGGUGACUGGCUCCAACUAGCUUGUAGACGAGCAAGUGACUCAGCUUUGACGAUUUCAAUUUGUGUUUUUAUCGACAUAAAACAAACCAAACACUAUGAAUAACUUAAUACGAGCUACUGCCCGGUGUCUGCGGUCAGGGACAGCGGUCUAUAUGCCCAGACAAGCCGACGGACGCCUGUGGUCGGCCUCGGGACGGCGGUUCCUGUGCUCGGACGUCCAGAAAGACCUUGGUGAGAUAGUGAAGAAGGACAAGGUGGUGGUGUUCAUGAAGGGGACUCGGGCUCAGCCCAUGUGCGGCUUCAGCAACGCCGUGGUGCAGAUCCUGCGGAUGCACGGGGUGGACGACUACGCUGACUACAAUGUGUUGGAAGACCAGGAUCUCAGACAAGGUGUCAAGGACUUCUCCAACUGGCCCACGAUCCCUCAGGUGUACUUCAAUGGUGAGUUUGUGGGAGGCUGUGACAUCCUGCUCCAGAUGCACCAGAACGGAGACCUGGUGGAUGAGUUAAAGAAGCUGGGGAUCCACUCUGCACUGCUGAGCGCUGAGAAAGAAUCCAAAUAGAGGAUGAGUAUGAACCUUAAAACAGCUGACAAGACAGAGGACACAGUAAUCAAGUUGAAUCCCCUUCUCAUAUGAACCAACUCCAGGCAGCCAUGGAAAAAGUGAACUUGGAGUGCAGAUGAAAGUGACAAGAGUGAGCAUUUCUGGUGGCAGCACUUCAUUCAGAGUCUUGAAUAUCUAUGAUUAAUCAUGAUCAUACCUAUAAGCAGUGUGAUAUGGAGCUCCUGUUACUCUGCUUAUACCCAGAUUGUGUCAUAUUCUUUCUAUUUCUGUAGCAAUCGCUAUUCCUCUGCUGCUAAACUCUCUGCUGACUAGCCAGUAACUUUGCUAUGUUCAGUGCUGACCGGUAGAUGUUAACGGCUUUCACUGAAAACAGCCAAAAAUGUUCAGAAAUACCAGAUUGAAAGUGUGACAAUGCUGUUGCUUUGUUAUACAUGAGCAAACCCCCCCUUUUUGAUCUUUGAUUAUCACACGGUAGAAGGAGGCAAAGGCUGGGUUUUGUCCUGUCAUUUCAAUCUCGCAAAAAUCAAGUUUUAUCUAAAAAUAAAUAAAUGUGUUUUCUCAGAAAAUACAGCUAUGUCAAAUCAACACUUAAUGAAACAUUUCACACCUGGGUUGGAUGUUUUACAUUAAAAUUAUGGUAUCAUCCUCAUAUGAUCAUCCUGCCCUUUUGUUGCCUUUACUUUUCACCCAUUUCUUUUCCGGCUGUCCGUUCAAGACCAAAUAUCUCUCAGGUUGCACCAGGACUGAGUGAAGCUCUGUGUGAUGCUCUUGGGUCACACCAGAAACCUUCCAAAUACACUGCCGGGAAGAACAGUAGUUUACACCACAUAAGGAACGUAGCGAACACCACAUGUGGACCACACCUCAGUGACACCGUUUUAUAUACGUGCAUUGUCAACAUACAUGCAAUGGAACCAGCUAUGUUCCAUUUUUUUGUUCUUCCUGCCACUUCACCUAAUAUCUGCCCUCUGUUUUAAUGUCUGCACCCUCUAAAAGGCAACACUGUUUCUGUGCUUAAAUAAGACAGAGUUGUUGAAUAUGUUGAUGUCUGCUGUCACACAAUCUGCUGAGUGCUUUGUUUUUGAAGAGUUGGGUUUUGCUUCUUUUCUCCCUUUUUCAAUCCUACAUUAGAGGUUCUUCCUGCUGGACACAGUUGUAUUAUCAAAACAAUGGUCAUAUAGUACACUGUAAGAUAUUGUAUAUUGUAAGCAUAUUAUUAAAUGUUUGUGUUUUUUUUUAGCUCUAUGGAAACCCUGCACCAAUUAAAUAUUUUGUGACACAAAUAA
Messenger RNA from Solea solea (common sole), 1904 nucleotides. It is a transcript of the gene glrx5, whose product is annotated as glutaredoxin 5 homolog (S. cerevisiae). The record is from RefSeq and is a predicted model, not a curated record. NCBI's taxonomy places the organism in Eukaryota, Metazoa, Chordata, Actinopteri, Pleuronectiformes, Soleidae. The coding region runs from base 148 to 615 and encodes 155 amino acids. The transcript has 2 exons.